Tachyglossus aculeatus (Australian echidna) is the source of this 845-nucleotide messenger RNA. RefSeq names its product O-6-methylguanine-DNA methyltransferase (gene MGMT). Lineage: Eukaryota; Metazoa; Chordata; Mammalia; Monotremata; Tachyglossidae. Gene Ontology annotation, cellular component: nucleus. Gene Ontology annotation, molecular function: methylated-DNA-[protein]-cysteine S-methyltransferase activity. The record is from RefSeq and is a predicted model, not a curated record. The transcript has 6 exons. Gene Ontology annotation, biological process: DNA repair. Bases 1 to 690 code for a protein of 229 amino acids.
AUGGAACAGUUAGCUGGCCUCUCAGACCGUCAGGGACAAAGACACCACCUUCCCGUGGAGAGAUCGUCGUGUGAAGGCCUCCGAGGAAGAAUGAAAACACCCUGCAAGGAGAUAUGCAGAUUCGUGGCCAGCCCCGUGGGGAAAAUAGAAAUCUCGGCGUGUGACAAUGGGGUGCAUGAAAUCAAGCUCCCCCCAAAACCCACUCUGAAGGCUGAGAGCCGCUCAGAGACCCCGCAGGACCCCAAGGAGGAGUGGGUCACGGGGCCGACGAGCAAGCCCCUGGAGCAGGCCGCCUCCUGGCUGAGAGCUUACUUCUGGCAACCCGAGGCCCUGGACUCCAUGCCGCUCCCUGACUUCCAUCACCCCCUCUUUGAGCAAGAUUCCUUCACCAGGAGGGUGCUGCUGGCAUUGCUGGAGCGGGUGAAAUUUGGGGAAACCGUGUCCUACCAGCAACUGGCGCAGCUGGUGGGCCGCGACCAGGCGGCCCGGGCCGUGGGAGGAGCGAUGCGUGGAAAUCCGAUCGCCAUCAUGAUCCCGUGUCACCGAGUGAUUCUCAGCAGCGGCAAGAUCGGGAACUACGGGGGAGGCACAGCGACCAAAGAAUGGCUCCUGGCCCACGAGAGACGCCCCAAGGCCCAGCUUUCCCGCCCAACUGGGCGCGGCACGGCUCCAACCUCAUCCAACCCCUGAUCCCCUGGAGAAGAGUCUCCGGUUCUUCGGCCGCGGCAAUAUCUGAGCGACACGUCAUUGUAACGCGGCCUCCGGAGUGAAAUGUGCAGUUUCCAGAUUACAUUAAAAACGCCGGCCGGGUCCUGAGGGGAGCCGAGCCGACAUCUUACAGCGGA